UGUUGUGUGAUCGUUCGCUUCUCCACGUCUUCGAAAACCAAAACCAAAACAAAAAAGAAAAUGCCCUUUUAGCCACGUCACCUUCCCAUUCUCUUUCUCUUCAGCUCUCCAUUUUUCAUAUCUAUCGCUUUACCCUCUCAAACUCAAUACAUUUUUUCUCAUUGAGACCAAAAUUUUCUCUCUCAUAUGUAUAUGGCAUUUAAAUUGCAACAUAAAAGCUUAAUUUAUUCAAGCUCUUCAGAUCCGUGGCUAUUGCGUGAGUCAGUUAGAACCCGUUUUUCCUGCAAGCAAGUGGCUAGCUUGGAUCACCUCCUAAUAAAUUGGGGUAAUUCAAGUAAGAGAUGCUUUAUAAGGCUUGCUUUGUCAGAGAGCAAUAAUGUUGGCCUUAGCCACCGGUUGUUGGGAUAUAGGAAAACCUAUUUUACCUUUCAUAAAUCAAGAAGGAUGGCAAAACACCGUCCUCUUGCAUCCGCUGAUGAUGGUGUAACAGUCAAUGGGAGUCCCCCAGCAAGUACCAGUGGUGAUGUGGAGGGAAUGAGGGUCAAACUAAAUCAGUCACUACAAGCCGAAGAUAAUAGCGAUGGACUUGCCCAGACUUUACAUGAGGCUGCCAGGAUUUUUGAGUUAGGAAUCAAAGAACAAGGCUCAUUGUCAAAAAUAUCUUGGUUUUCAGCUGCCUGGCUUGGUGUAGACAGAAAUGCAUGGGUGAAAUCAGUAUCUUAUCAGGCUUCUGUGUAUUCCUUAUUGCAAGCUGCAAGUGAGAUUUCAUCCCGAGGUGAUCGUAGAGACAGGGAUAUAAAUCUUAUUGUUCAAAGGAGGUAUUUAUUACGGCAAUCUGCUCCACUGGAGAGCUUAAUCCGAGAUAAAUUAUCAGCCAAGCAACCUGAAGCUCCUGAAUGGUUUUUUUCUGAGCAAGUUCCAGUGGUGGUGACGUCCUUUGUCGAUUAUUUUGAAGGGGAUGCACGCUUUACUGCUGCCACUGCUGUUUGUGGAAAAGGCACAUCAUUGGGAUCUGGGAAUGCAAGUGAUGUAUCAGUCCUCAUGCUUGCACUUACUUGCAUUGCUGCAAUUACAAAACUUGGUCCGGCAAAAGUUUCUUGUCCGCAAUUCUUUUCCAUGACUCCAGAAAUAACUGGUAGAUUGAUGGACAUACUGGUUGAUUUUAUUCCUAUACGCAAGGCUUAUCAUUCUAUGAAAGAUAUUGGUCUACACACAGAAUUUCUUGUUCAUUUCGGUCCUCGAGCUGCGGCAUGUAGAGUAAAUAACGAUUGGGGUUCAGAAGAGGUCUUUUUCUGGGUAAAUCUUGUACAGAAGCAGCUGCAACGAGCUAUAGAUAGGGAGAAAAUAUGGUCAAGACUGACAACAUCUGAAAGUAUUGAGGUUUUGGAGAAGGAUUUGGCGAUAUUGGGAUUCUUUAUUGCUUUAGGCAGAAGUACAAAGUCCUUUCUAUCUGCUAAUGGUUUUGAUGUUAUAGAUGAUCCUAUUGAAGGCUUUGUUAGUUACCUUAUUGGGGGCAGUGUUUUAUACUAUCCUCAACUUUCAUCAAUAAGUUCUUAUCAAUUGUAUGUUGAGGUAGUCUGUGAAGAGUUGGAUUGGCUUCCUUUUUAUCCAGGCAACUUUGGCACCCAAAAACAGUUGCACAGCCAUAAAAGUAAAAGAGAUGGCCCUCCCAAUGCUGAAGCUAUCCCUCAAGUAAUAGAUGUUUGCUCUCAUUGGAUGCAGAGCUUUAUCAAAUACAGCGAAUGGCUGGAGAACCCUUCUAAUGUUAAGGCAGCAAAAUUUCUGUCUAGAGGGCACAACAAGUUAAUGGAGUGCAAGGACGAAUUGCGGAUAUCGAAGAAUGAUAUGGUGGAAAGUAAAAGUAAGAAUUCUGUUGAGAGGAUUGGAUCUAAGACUAAUUUUCUGCCUGAGAAAUCAUUGGAUUCUUUUGACAAGGCAUUGGAGAGUGUAGAAGAAGCUCUUGUAAGACUAGAAAAAUUGCUUCAAGAGUUGCAUGUAUCAAGUUCUUCUUCUGGAAAAGAGCAUCUAAAAGCUGCUUGUUCUGACCUUGAGAAAAUGAGGAAGCUGAAAAAAGAGGCUGAAUUUUUGGAGGCAUCUUUUAGAGCAAAAGCAGCCUCCCUUCGGCAGGGAGAUGGUGACAGUCAUUCCCAGUCAAGUAUCAGCGGGCAGCAACAGUACUUGAAAGGGAAAAACAGGAAGAAUGCUAAUAUAGUGCCGGAUAGGAGCAACAGAAUUCUCAACAAACCUAUGUGGAGCUUCUUUAUGCCCCUUCCAGAUAAAAAGCCUGGCCCAGAGUCAAUUAUGGAUGGAUCCGAAAAUGAAUGUUUGGAGCAGACUACUUCAAAUAUAGAUAAUGCAGACUCAGAAUCAAAUGAAAUUCACCGUUUUGAACUUCUGAGGAAUGAGCUAAAAGAACUUGAAAAACGGGUCCAAAGAAGUGCUAAUCAAUCAGAAAAUGAGGAGGAGUUUAAUGUUACAGAUGAUGAUGAUAAUAAUCAGUGUGAUGUUAGAGGUUCUCAAUUGGUCCAGGUUCAGAAGAAAGAAAGUAUCAUCGAAAAAUCAUUAGUCAAGCUAAAAGAAACUAGCACGGAUGUCUUGCAAGGAACCCAGCUUUUAGCUAUUGAUGUUGCUGCUUCUAUGGGAUUGCUCAGAAGGGCCCUGGUAGGAGAUGAAUUGACAGAAAAAGAAAAGAAAGUUUUCAAAAGAACGAUGACUGACUUAGCAUCAGUUGUUCCAAUUGGCGUUUUGAUGCUUCUUCCGGUUACUGCAGUUGGGCAUGCAGCAAUGUUGGCUGCUAUUCAGAGAUAUGCACCAGCUCUGAUACCAUCCUCAUAUGGACCUGAAAGAUUGGAUCUCUUGAGGCAACUUGAGAAAGUUAAGGAGAUGGAAACCAGUGAAGAUAAUUCGAAUGAAAAUGGGGAGGAACUAGCCUGACUAGAAGCCAAUGCAAAUUUUGUACAGCUGUCAAAAUUGAAACACUAGUUUUAAUCAUGAGGUGACAUGAUUUUAUUCUUUUAAAAGCUAAUUUCACUGGGUUCUGAAUCCUUUUGACAAUAGAUAAGCAUAGAGAAGCUCAUUCCAUGUGUCUGGCACUCCAGGUAAGCACCAAUGACUGCAGUCUUGUGGAGAGGGAGUUGGAGUGCCUGGCUCGCGAUACUUUGAAGGGUGACCAUCAAACCUAAAUCCUGUUAGAUAUGUGAUGUUUAAGAAUUGGAUACUCCUGUUUCCAUAAUCCAUCUGUUUGACUACAUUGGAAAUGAAUUCAUUAUUUAAUGGCUCCGCCUCCAGAUUUGUGAGGUUUGUUUC
Messenger RNA from Quercus robur (English oak), 3306 nucleotides. RefSeq lists its product as uncharacterized. Gene Ontology annotation, biological process: intracellular monoatomic cation homeostasis. The record is from RefSeq and is a predicted model, not a curated record. The coding region runs from base 187 to 2934 and encodes 915 amino acids. Gene Ontology annotation, cellular component: mitochondrial inner membrane. NCBI's taxonomy places the organism in Eukaryota, Viridiplantae, Streptophyta, Magnoliopsida, Fagales, Fagaceae. The transcript is spliced from 18 exons.